GCGAUUUUAUUCAUGUGUAUGCACACGCUCGCAAUUACCAAAUAUAUACAUUUUGUAAUUAAUAUAAGUAUACAUAACAAAAUAUUUUGCCACUCACAAAAAUUAUAAAUUAAUUUUUAUAAAUAAAUAAAUAAAUAUAAAAAAUGACUGGUGGUAAAAAUUCACAAGGAGCAUUUCAACCGGACUCGGAUGUUCAUAUUUCGUAUGAAGAUCAGCAGAAAAUAAAUAAAUUUGCCAAACAAAAUGCUCUAAUGGAUGAUUUAAAAGAAGAAUUAAAGUCGAAGCAGAACGAUUUAAAAAACUUGCAAGAUGCUAGUGAUGAAUUAGCAUUGAUGGAUGAUGAUGCUAAAAUUCCUUAUCGUAUUGGUGAUUUAUUUGUAUCCCAGGAUGUUGAAAAGACUCAGGCUUGCUUAGAAGAAGCAAAAGAAAAAAAAUUGGCAGAAAUAAAAUUACUUGAAACAAAGUGCGCUGAUCUUAAAAGUGUAAUGACCGAUUUGAAAGCUCAAUUGUACGCUAAAUUUGGUAGCCACAUCAAUUUAGAAGCUGAAGAAGACUAAAUCAUCAAUCAAUUAAGCUACAAUCAAUUUUAUUCUCAAUAAAUUUUUUUAAUAUUAAUAAAUGCAUUACUUGAACUUAA
This is a messenger RNA of Cotesia glomerata, 637 nucleotides long. It is a transcript of the gene Pfdn4, whose product is annotated as probable prefoldin subunit 4. The transcript has 4 exons. The record is from RefSeq and is a predicted model, not a curated record. NCBI's taxonomy places the organism in Eukaryota, Metazoa, Arthropoda, Insecta, Hymenoptera, Braconidae. Gene Ontology annotation, cellular component: cytoplasm; prefoldin complex. Gene Ontology annotation, biological process: protein folding. The coding region runs from base 144 to 557 and encodes 137 amino acids.